This is a messenger RNA of Exophiala oligosperma, 4323 nucleotides long. RefSeq lists its product as uncharacterized. The transcript has 6 exons. Gene Ontology annotation, molecular function: ATP binding; P-type ion transporter activity; ATPase-coupled monoatomic cation transmembrane transporter activity. NCBI's taxonomy places the organism in Eukaryota, Fungi, Ascomycota, Eurotiomycetes, Chaetothyriales, Herpotrichiellaceae. The record is from RefSeq and is a predicted model, not a curated record. The coding region runs from base 144 to 4193 and encodes 1349 amino acids. Gene Ontology annotation, cellular component: membrane. Gene Ontology annotation, biological process: intracellular calcium ion homeostasis.
CCUAGAUCUCCAGGGUUUUCUUAGGCUGUCGCACAAUUACUCGACAUAUCCAGGCCUCACGAGUCGGGUCUGGCCAUUAUUCCGUGUCAAGAUGAUACUCUGAUUGGUUCCCAGUAUUGGCCUGAACAGAGACUGCUCUCAACAUGGAUCCAGAUCGAACAGGUCCUGGUGGCGGCGGCGUCGCCGGGAGGAGCAGUUCUGUCCAACGCAUGACGCGUCGUGGCUCAAAUAUGAGCUUUCAGAGCUAUGUCUCCGAUGUAGAGAUGGCCAAUGAUGAGCCAUUUUCAGGUCCAAUAUCAGAAUCUGUACCCUCCUCGGCGACGGGGUUUGCCUAUGCAAGACCUCGACAACGAGCUGGCUCAAUCGCAUCCUUCACAUACUUCCAAGAGCCCGACGAGUCGCCUCGCUACUCCGAUGAGGAUGAGGAGGCCCUGGUACUUAGUGAUGACGAGGGGGGACACCAUCCCGAUGAAGAACGCGACUUGGAAUCUGGGGAUACCAGCUCGCUUCGACGCAAGUCUUCCAGUAGAUAUGGAGCUUCUGCGGAACAGCCACUUCUCCGGCGGCACGCAUCUGCACGAAGCGACAUUCAAGAGCACGAUGACGGCGGCACCUUUUCUCAACAGGUUUUCCUUGAGAGUGAAGAUCUGACAAUGGUUAUUGCUGGUUUCAGUACCUCCAGUCUCGGAUUGCUAUUGUAUCUUGCGAUUUGUGUCUUGACUGCUGGCAUUGGCUAUCUUGUUAUGCGUUGGGUUCCACGAUGGCGCAUAUCCCUGGUCGGCUCCCCUACGCCUCUCAAAAAAUGUACUUGGGUUGUGGUUGAGGUGAGCUUUGGACCCGAACGUAGACGUCCCAGAAAAAAGGCUAAGAAUUUUCAGAAUCAAUGGGGCGAGUUUACUGUUCACUAUGUGUCCUCCGAGGAAUAUGGCUACCCACUGUCCAGCGUCUUCACCCAGUCUGGAAGAGAGAAGCUCAACGGCUAUCGAUAUGACGGAGAUCACGAACUUCCAGUCCUAAGAUACCUUGAUUAUAGAUACAUGAGGCUUAUUUAUCAUCCUCUCGAGGACAAAUUUGUCCUUAACAACGACUGGUGGGAUCCCCAAUGGGAAUCUGUCAAAGCGCUCCGAGAGGGUCUUGACACCGAUGAAAGAGACCCACGAGAGCAGGUCUUCGGCAGGAAUAUGAUUGAAAUUCAAGAGAAGACUAUCCCAGAGUUGCUUCUCGACGAGGCUUUUCAUCCUUUCUACAUCUUUCAAGUCGCAAGUCUUCUCUUAUGGUCAAUGGACGAAUACUAUUACUAUGCUGCUGCCAUUUUCUUGAUAUCUGUGUUCUCAAUCACAAGCACCGUCGUCGAAACUCGCUCGACAAUGCGACGUCUGAGGGAGAUUUCACGUUUCGAGUGCGACGUCCGUGUGCUCCGCAAUGGCUUUUGGCGUUCGGCUCAAUCUGGCGAUCUUGUGCCCGGGGAUGUGUACGAAGUUUCCGAUCCCUCACUUUCGCAAAUCCCUUGCGACAGCUUGCUCCUGGCUGGUGACUGUAUCAUCAAUGAGAGCAUGCUCACAGGCGAGUCAAUACCCGUCUCGAAAGUCCCUAUCACAGACGAAGCUCUCCCAUAUGUCGAUCUCGGUGCGACUUCCAUUCAUCCAAGCGUAGCUCGCUUUUUCCUCUUUUGUGGUACAAAAAUCAUCCGGGCGAGACGACCUCAAGACACCGAAGAUGACGAAGCAGUGGCGUUGGCAAUGGUGGUUCGUACAGGGUUCAACACUACAAAAGGGGCUCUGGUACGGUCUAUGCUCUUCCCAAAACCCUCUGGAUUCAAGUUCUACCGAGACUCAUUCCGCUAUAUUUCCGUCAUGGGUCUUAUCGCUGCAGUCGGCUUCGUCGCAUCAUUCAUCAAUUUCGUCAAGCUGGGCUUAGCAUGGCAUCUCAUUGUUGUGAGAGCGCUGGACCUCAUCACCAUCGUGGUCCCGCCGGCGUUACCUGCAACGCUCACCAUUGGUACGAAUUUUGCACUCUCUCGACUGAGGAAACAGCAGAUAUUCUGCAUCAGCCCACAAAGAGUGAACGUGGCUGGUAAAUUGGAUGUCGUCUGUUUCGACAAAACUGGUACUCUGACUGAAGAUGGGCUCGACGUACUCGGAGUGAGACUGGUGCAGCAUCCUGAAAUUCGAUUCGGCGAUAUUCUGGAAGAAGCCCAUGCGAUAUUGCCACCGGCGUCCUAUGAUCGGGAUCCUACUGUCGACUAUCGCGUCAACAAAAACAUGCUUUAUGCAAUGGCCACCUGUCAUUCGCUCCGCUUAGUAGAUGAUGAGCUAAUUGGAGACCCGCUCGAUUUGAAGAUGUUUCAAUUCACCGGCUGGUCUUUCGAAGAAGGCUCUCGUCUUACAAACCACUUCAUCGAGCCCGGAACUCAUCAAACCGCUCCCAGUGUAGCUCGGCCUCCACAUGGGUUCGAGUAUGAUCUUGAAGACUCAGAAGACAACUCCCAUCCGGUCAGAGUUGAACUAGGAGUUCUACGUUCAUUCGACUUUGUCUCACACCUUCGACGCGCUAGUGUCAUUGUCCGACAAUUUGGCGACCCUGGGGCAAGCGUUUACGUCAAGGGUGCUCCGGAGGUGAUGAAGGAUAUUUGUACUCCCUCAAGCAUACCUGAUGAUUUUGACGACCUUCUCAGCUAUUACACUCACAAGGGUUUCCGUGUCAUUGCCUGCGCAUCGAAAUAUAUAUCCCGAGUCAACUGGGAUGAGAUACAGACUAUGGAGCGUUCUGAGGCAGAGUCGCGACUCCAGCUGAUCGGCUUCAUUGUGUUCGAAAACAAACUCAAAGAAAUUACCACCGAAAUCAUCGAGGAGCUGAAUGAGGCCCGUAUUCGGAAUGUCAUGUGCACCGGUGACAACAUCUUAACCGCCAUCAGUGUGGCCCGCGAGUGCGGACUCAUCAACCGUGAUGAGCAUUGUUUUGUCCCUCACUUCAUCGACAGCGACAAAAUGGACCCAAAAGCUCGAUUGAUUUGGGAAAGUGUGGAUAAUCAGAUCUACCAGCUGGACGAGAAUACGCUCCUCCCAUUGGAAUUGCCCGCUGAACAGAACACUAGCGCUCCAUACGAUGCCUUGGCUAUGGGCGACUAUACUUUGGCCGUAACCGGUGACGCUUUCCGGUGGAUAGUCGACUUUGCUUCAACAGAAGUUCUGCAAAGGAUGCUUGUGAAAGGUGCCGUAUUCGCCAGAAUGUCACCUGAUGAGAAACACGAGUUGGUGGAGAAGUUACAAAGCAUUGACUAUUGCUGUGGCUUCUGUGGUGACGGCGCCAACGACUGUGGUGCACUAAAGGCCGCGGACGUUGGCGUAUCGCUCUCUGAGGCCGAGGCUUCUGUUGCGGCCCCAUUUACCAGCCAUAUCUUCGACAUUUCAUGUGUUCCGACCUUGAUAAAGGAGGGUCGAGCAGCCCUCGUGACAAGCUUCUGCUGCUUCAAGUACAUGAGCUUGUACUCGGCCAUUCAGUUCACCUCAGUCAGCUUCCUCUAUGCUUCGGCGUCGAACCUGGGCGAUUUCCAGUUCCUCUUCAUCGACUUGGCGUUGAUCUUGCCGAUAGCAAUCUUCAUGGGUUGGACCGGAGCGUAUCCUAACCUGAGCAAGAAGCGUCCGACAGCAAACCUCGUCUCGAGAAAAGUACUGACCCCCCUUCUUGGACAGAUUGUGCUCUCUAUACUUGUCCAGUUGGUUGCAUUCGAAACGGUACAGCAGCAACCAUGGUACAUUCCGCCACGACUCAACAAGCAGAAAUCCAAUGUCGACAAUUCUCAGAAUACUGCUCUGUUUCUGGUUUCGUGCUUCCAGUAUACCUUCUCAGGCGUUGUCCUGAGUGUCGGCCCUCCCUUUCGACAAUCCAUGACGAAGAAUGUACCUUUCUGCGUUACCCUUGCGGUGGCUUCGUUGAUUUCCCUCUACAUGCUUCUCGAUCCAGCGAUAUGGCUGUCGAAUUUCAUGGAUCUCACCGAAAUGUCUCUUGGUUACGAGCUGUUUCUGCUGGCGUUGGCUGCAGCUGGAUUCGCCCUGGCUUACCUCGCCGAGAGAAACAUUUUCCCGAUCAUGGCGAAAUACCUUGGUCGGUUGAAGUUGAAGCUCCGACCCAAGCAUCCCAAGAUCAGAAAGAAGUACAAGGUUAUCUAUGAGGAUAUACAAAAGAGUAAAUAGACCCUGUACAAUACAACUAAGACUAUUGUUAUUACUAUUGAUGAAAACGAGACACCAGAUUCAAGUUACCUGUUUCCCUUUGGUUUUCGUCGUCGCUGUUGAUAUUGGCCCAAAAAAUCGUGGCUCAUGA